Nematocida parisii ERTm1 is the source of this 2538-nucleotide messenger RNA. RefSeq lists its product as uncharacterized. Lineage: Eukaryota; Fungi; Microsporidia. Bases 1 to 2538 code for a protein of 845 amino acids. The transcript has a single exon. The record is from RefSeq and is a predicted model, not a curated record.
AUGAUUGUAUCCAGUACAUGCAUGAAGAAAGUACACACGUUUAUAUUAUUAUUAUGUUCUGGAUAUUUAGCUUCUUUUGCAUGCAAGGAUGCACCAAAAGAGAAUAACCCACAGAUCAACAGUGAUAUACAGACUAAAGCAGACACAAUAUACAGAGAAGUUGAAAAAUUGCAUAAGGAUUAUACUACAGCAAAAACAACCACUUUAUCACUCAGUGAUGAAUUAGUUACUAAUGCAGAUGGGCUAAUCAAGAAAGCAGAAGAAUUCAGCAAACAAGCAAAACCAUCAAAUAAAGACAAGAAGAACUCAGAACUAGAGCAAAACCUGUCUAAAUUACACAGAAUAGGAAAGAAACUUAAAGAUGCAAGCCACAAGAAGAAGUCCUAUGAAGAGUUCGUAAAAACCACAGCACCCACUCUAAUUAAAAUAAGAAAUGAGCAAGUAUCGCAAUGGAAAACAAUCAAAGCCCCAUUUGAUGCUAAUGACAGUAGGCUUAUAGGAUUUACUAAAUACGGACCAGGCAAGCAUAAUGAACAAGAUGAAAAAGAUUCACAAGAGUACACUAAGUUUAUUAAUGAAAUUAAGUCGGUUUUAUUAAGUAGUAACUUAGGAUUAGAAGAGAAAGGGGAUAUUCUGUCAUAUUUAACUAAAUUUGAGUCAUAUAUGACUAAAUCCACUGAUAGCCACACAUUGAAAGCCAAGGAAUUCUCAGAAUUUGUAUUUUUUUCUAUCCUCAAAGAAAAAUUAAAAUCAAUUAUUUCUCAUAUACAGAUAACUAGUGGUACGCCCAUAAGCACAGCCAAAUUCGCACAGUCAACAGAUUUCACUAAGGGCAAUAUAGUGAAGACAGCACUUAAAUUAGAUGAAUCUGAGUACAAGAAAGUGACAGAAUUCUCAGAUGUAUAUAAUGUAUUCUCUAAGAUAAAAGGGUAUGUUAAGGAGACUGACUAUGCUACUAUUCAAGUACUUCUAGAGGAUGAGUUUAAGUUAGAUUCUGUUAUAGGGUUAAGCAAUAAGAAGUAUGAUGAGUUUAUAUCUAAGAUGAGUGAGGUAGCCUCUAAAGAGACUAAUUCUGAAGAAUCAGUAACUGACAAGGUUAAAGAGGGUAUUACUGAACUUAAGAAUUAUGUUGGUGAAUUAUUAUCAGCUAUUGACAGGAGUAUUACAGAGGAUAAAAUUGAAGGACCUAUUAAAGACAACAAUAUAAAACUAUCCAAGCUGACGGGUUCUGAUGGUGUAGAAUUAGACAUGAGUAUUGUAGGGCUUAAAGAAGAAGAUCUUUCCAAAUGGUUCGGGUUUAAAGAUGUAGAGAGUUCUAAGAUAAUGAACAUUCUUUAUUACGGUGCCGUUGGGAUUAAGAAUGCAGUACUACUCCCAUUUUCUAUAGUCACUGGUGUAUACAGUAGAAUGUUCACAUCUGAAUGGGAUUCAGUCAUGAAUACAUCUGUAGACUCAGCGAACAGGGAGAAGAAAGAAGCCCUCGCUGGAUUUGGAAGAAUAAUCAAGAAUAUUGGUCAGAUGAAUUUAUAUAUCUCUACUGUUGUAGCAAAUGGUUCUUCAAAAGAAGACAAGGAUAAGCUUGCUUCACUAGCAGGUGAACUAUCCAACCUUAUAACAGCAAUUGUUUAUGUACAAAAGAUUGCCCAUCUUAAGACAGAUGAGAAAUUAAGUGGCAAGAAAGUAGAUCUGUACACUCCCGAGAUUGUUUCAAUGCUUCUGAGCAUGGAUAACAACGAGUGUAAAUUAUGUCCGGUUUUAAACAAAUCAUUCAGUCGUAAAGUAGAGGGCAUUACACAGAUUAGGUUUAUAUCUGAUAAGGCUAAAUCAGCAAUAGUACUUGAAUAUCUUGAUGAACUCAUUCCAGCGUAUAUAAAGUCAGCUAGGAGUGUAAAGUUCUUAUUCUCAGAGAAGGAGAAGGAGACUUUAAAGAAAUCCAGUGAGGAACUUAAGAAAAUAGCUGUAAAGGAGUUAAAACCAAGCGUAUCAUUAAAAUUAGAGAUAGCCACUAUUAAAUCCAUCAGGAAUUCCGUGGAAGUAUUAGUUAAUGAAUCAUCAGAUACGAUUACUACAGUGACUGAGUUCUUAAAUGUGUACAAGUCCAUAAUUGGUGUAAACCAUGGGAUUAACCUAUUAAAGAUCUAUGUGGAUAAUGAAGCCAAGGAGUUUCACGAUCCAAUUGAUAAUUACAUUAGCAAUGAGAGCAUAACACAGAUUGAGAAGAUCUCUGAAGAGUCCAGUAAGAACAGUUCUUCAAAACAGGCCUUUUUAAUGUGUGAGAUGAUCAUUUCCAGUCUAGGACAGAGAAUUCCCAGAAUUCUAUCAUCUGUUGUAGGGAAGUCCUUUAAGGAAUUAGAAGCAGAUGUACCCAGAGAAGAAUCAGAUGUACAACCAAUAGUAAGCAGUGACAGUGCCCCUAAGAAGAAGGCAUGCAUGCGCAAGUAUUACUUAAUAAUCCUUGGGUUAUUAGUAGUUGCAGGUGCUGGUGCUGGUGGGUACACUUUCAUACGCCACAGAAAGGAGAACAGUUUAUUACAGUAA